UGUAUGCUAGUUGCUAGUGUCUAUUCUACUCCAUCUACUGGAGUAGAGUAGUUUGCUGCCAAGAAGCAGAUGCAUUGGAGGUGUGGAAUUGCUAUAGUAGUGGCAUUAAAUUCUAGCCGAGGUUGUGCUGCGGUGAGGACCUGGAUCUGAAGCUUGUUGCCUUCAUGGCGACAGAAUUCAGCCUGGAAGCGGUCCUGCGCUUUAUUCGGGAAAAAGAGGGGAAAGUGAAAAACGUGGAGUUGCUGGACCAUUUCAGUUAUUAUUUGAACGACCCCGACAAAAGAGCUCUCGCUAGGGAGAGGUUCAAGGAGUUUGUUAACACAGUUGGGUGUGUGAGACAGGAGAAUGGCGUUAAAUUUGUAUGCCUGAAGAAAAUAUAUAAGGCACCGAAUGGCGAAAAUGUCACAUGCGGCCAAGUUAACCCAUCAGCAAAUGCUGCUUGUCGGGUACCUGAAAAAGAGGGUGUUGUGGUGGGCAACGGAGUUUGUUUCAUAGCCAAUGAAAGUGCAACAGUUUGCAAGAAAACUGGCGGGGGAUCCUUGGCAGAAUCCCCGAGUCAGAGCGCAACGGUAAUGGAGAUACUACCUUCACUUGCACCGUUGCAUUCUGCUGUACCAUCUGCAAAGGCUUACGGCUGUUCAACGAACUUUGCCAGUGAUGAUGCAAAAACUACUCCUCCCAACCUUGCACUCGCCUCAAAGCACGCAGCUACCAUAAGAACAGGACUUGCAGCAGAUCGCCUUACUACUGCUGUCAAUUGGACUGCUUCGACGAACGGUGAUUGCGGAAAAUACCCUAGCAGGCUGAAAGUAAAUUUAAGUAUUUCCAAUGACAUGGGUACUAAUAACUCAUCGCACUUAAAAAACCUUGGGGAUAGUCGGGUCCGAAGUGGUUUUGUUUCGAAUGCUGCCUUCACAGGUAAACCAUCGUUGACUGGCAAUUCUAAGCAGCAGGUUGUUUCAACUACUGAAGGUGAACUUGCGCAGGUAGAAAGUGACGGGUGUUCACAGAUCUCUCUGAAUGUAUAUCCACCUUUAACGGGUCAACACUGUAUUGAACAGUGCACUAAUGACUGGGUAGUAGGUAAUGACUCCUCAGAACCUACUGAAAGUAAGUCUCCCACUCAUUGCCCCAGGCUAGGGGUUAUUUCUGAGACUCACAUUAGGAAGGAGAAAGAUAGUACUGUAAGAAGUGAAGAUGUAACUCUGGGGCAGCCCUCAAACAGGAGAAGACUGUCAAGAAAAGGAUUGCAGCAGGUUACCAAAGGUGGACAGCAUCUGUCUGUGGGUGUAGAUGAGCCUGAUGUGGAUGCUUGUUGCUCUCUAGAAGGUGAGAGUGGUGGCAGUACACCUAAAUGUAGUCGAAAGAGUUUCAGAGAGUUGAUGAUAAGCAGUUCUCCUCAGCUAAGGCGAAGUGUCAUCUACAAAAGUCCCACUAGAGUAAAUGACUGUUGUGAUUCUUCUUCUUUGGCAUCUACUGAUGAGGAUUCUGGAUCAGUGGCCUUGGAUCCACUUGAGCAUGCCUGGAUGUUGGCUGCAUCAGAUGGAAGAUGGGAUUGCCUUGAGGGCUUGGUGCGCUGCGAACCUAAUCUUAUCACCAAAAGAGAUUUUGUAACUGGAUUUACAUGUGUUCACUGGGCUGCAAAGCAUGGCAAUCAAGAACUGAUAAUAAAAUUGGUCAACUUUGCUAACAAACGUGGUAUUGCAAUCAACAUAAAUUCGAGGUGUACUUCUGGUUAUACUCCAUUGCACCUCUCUGCUAUGCAUGCCCACGUGGAGGUGGUUAAAUUACUAGUUGGUGCCUAUGAUGCUGAUGUGGAUGUAAGAGAUUAUAGUGGCAAAAAAGCAUGGCAGUAUCUAGAUGAAAGUAUAGCUGAAGAGAUUAAGGCUCUAGCAGGGGCAUGCAAAGGUUAUAAUUCUCAAAACCUGGGUACUAAUGGAAGUGGACGCUGGAGGAUUUCUAAGGUUCUGCCAUCAAAUUUAAUGGCACAAAAGUUGUCUGAUCUUCCUGAGGAAGACCAAGGUGAUAGUGCAACUGUGAAGUCAAAGGUGGUGCAUAGAAAGCCUUCUUCUGUAAGCAAUCGCAUGAAACCAAAACUAAACAAAAUGCGGUUUAGAACUCAGAUAAUUCAUACUACACCUUCAUUCAGGGGUCCAGAAGAUGAAGAGGGAUCUCUGAGUCCAGUGAAAAACAGACCAAAAUCGCUGUUUUUUGGAUGACCAGUAACAGUGCAGUCUGUUGUUUAACAGAGUUAAUGUAAUGUUGUGCAUCCAUGACUGUCUGGGCAUGUUCUGCACUGCCAUCUCUUUUCUCUGGAACUGUUUAGCACUUUAAAACCUGAAAAGUUACAAUUAGUCAAAAAAGUAGUAAUGCUGUAAAAGCAACAUUAUGUAAAUAGUUUUAAGAUUUUUUUUACAGCUUUGGUUUUAAGUAUCCCCAGUGAGUAUAAUGUAGCACUUUUCAAACUUUCAGUUGCUGGGAGUGAGUAAAUGACUUGUUUGGGUGUAUUAACACUGACAUUCCAAGUUGUCAUUGUUUUAUUUAAAAAGAAAAAGACCAUAUAUAUGUGUAAAAAUACCAGUAUAUGCUGUGGUAGCUUUUUACCUUCUGCACUCACAUCUGUGUUUAUCACACUACCAGUGUUACUAUGUUGACUACUUGUUUGAAGCACUGUAGCUGGUUCAAGCAUUUUUUAUUGCAGCACUCUGUGAUCCUUGGAUCAAAGAAAUCAGAUUUUCCGUAUGUAGGUGUACAUCGUACACGUAUAGUGCUAUGUGAGUGACUGUUUACAGCUUGUUUAAGAUAAGGCAGCAUGCAGGGCAAGAAGAAAAGCCUGGGAGAGGUUUGACCUAAACCUGAUAACAGCAAAUCCCCUGCAUGCUUGCAGGAUUAAGUGUAUAAAACUGAAUUGGUAGUUGUGAGUGGUGUCACAUUUUAGACAUGUAGUGUUGAUGUUUACAGAAUAGCAAAUGGAGUUGCAGAAUGCUAAGCACUUUAUCAUUUUAACUAAUCUGAGUGGUCUUAUUUUGAUUUGGUACACUCUCUUAUUGCAUAUUUUAGGCUCUUCAAAAACAUGCAUUUAAGUGCUUUGAGAAACAAAUAAUUUAAAAAGUAAAGUUAAUUGCUUUAGCUCGGAAAUUCAUUUUUGGCAGUUUAGUAUAUUUUUGUAUUGACUUGUGAUUCAUUUAAUUCUGAGUGUUGGUGCUCAAAUGGGAUUUGUCUGUUCCUCAGUUACUUACCUAUAUUUGUCACUUACUGACUACCUUGUAUAAAUACAAGUUUUUCGUUGGGUAAAAAUAUGAAAGACUUGAAUAAUAAAGAAUGUAUUUAUGUGUAUAGAAUUACUCACUGAUUAGUUGUAGCUGAAAAAAGAUUAAAAAAAAUAAGUAGAGAAUGUU
Protopterus annectens (West African lungfish) is the source of this 3398-nucleotide messenger RNA. RefSeq names its product ankyrin repeat domain-containing protein SOWAHC-like. Gene Ontology annotation, molecular function: protein binding. The coding region runs from base 165 to 2219 and encodes 684 amino acids. NCBI's taxonomy places the organism in Eukaryota, Metazoa, Chordata, Ceratodontiformes, Protopteridae. The transcript has a single exon. The record is from RefSeq and is a predicted model, not a curated record.